AUGAAAGGACUGAUAUAUCUUCUGUUUCAAGGUUUUCUGCUGUAUGAGACUUUGGCAUGGGAAGUGAAAUUACCAUCAGAAAUGCAUGGCCUUAUAGGAUCCUGUCUGGUUAUACCGUGCUCUUACUCUUACUAUUCAUACCCACCCACUAACACACGUAGAGUUGUGUGGUAUCAGUGGGUGUCGAAAGGCUACCCUAUAGUUUAUGAUCCCUGGUAUCCAGACAGUGUCAUUGACAAGUUCAGAGGAAAAACUGAUAUAUAUAGGCAUACAAACUCAGAUCAGGAUUGUAGUCUGCUGAUCAAAAGCGUGGAUCCAUCUCACAAUGGAGAAAAACUAUAUGCAUGGAUUGACCCAGAAAACGUUGGAUGGCGCACCUAUAAGUUUUAUGACGUAACCUCCACGAUUAUUGUUGACACAAAUCCACCGCAGCCCAUCAUUAAUAUUUCUGGAGGUUUAAAGACCGGUGACAACAUUACAGUCGCGUGUUUCACCUACCACACCUGUCCAUACAGAAAACCAAACAUCAUUCUGAAGGGUAUUGAAGGAUCUAAUAAAACAGAUGAUGUCGAUAACAAAAACGGUCAAUGGAAAACCACUCUGACGCGCACCGGUGUUGUGAAGGCUGAACGCUUAGAUAUUGAGUGUACUGUAACACAUCAUGGAGGCAGAACAGCAAGAGCUACAAAAUCACAAAGUGCAAAAUGUGUCUAUUAUAAUAUAACCAUUGAGCCUAAACAGGCAGCAGAUAUCAUAGAGGGUGUUGAAAAGAACUUCACUUGUACCGUCCACCAUUCCUGCCAGACAAAUCCUCCGAUCCUCUACUGGAACUAUGAGAACAUGUCAGUCAAAAAUGAUUCGAAACAACUUACAGGAUUUGAAUGGGCCACAUUUUCCACCAUAACCUUUUUGGGGGCAAAGAAAGACGAUGGGAAGAAAUUAAUCUGCACUGCAAAUAUUUCUGCAGAGAAAAUCACACUAUCUGUUGACUUACAUGUACAACGUGAGUGA
This is a messenger RNA of Paramisgurnus dabryanus, 1011 nucleotides long. Its product is annotated as sialoadhesin-like. The record is from RefSeq and is a predicted model, not a curated record. NCBI's taxonomy places the organism in Eukaryota, Metazoa, Chordata, Actinopteri, Cypriniformes, Cobitidae.